AUGAAGACGUUGCUAGAGGUCAGAUAUUCAUCUGUCGAAGAGAUCUGCGGAGAGUUUGACCCAAGGGUGUAUCCCAGCUAUGAGUUUAGGAAUGGUAUUGAUCGAGCCUACUGCCAGCAGCAGUAUCAGUGCAGGAUCCAGAAGUGUACCACUGACUUUGUAGCCCUGACUUCCCAUCUGAAUGCUGCCUUGAAUGUUUUCGCUUCAGAGUUCUGCAUCGCCCUCCGAGCUUAUGCACUCUGCACUGAGCGCACAGCCAAGGCGUGCCGGGGUAACCUGGCCUUCCACUCAGCUAUGCUUGGCAUCAAUGACCUGAUGAGCCAGAGGAACUGCUCCCGGGAAGGGCCGACCUUAAUCGCAGCCAAGGACCUGGUACCUGUCAGUCACAACAUGGGCUUCUGUGACUACGAGAACCGAGCUGGCGUGGUACGGGGGCACCGGAUGGCAGCAGGCACCGAACUGCAGUCCACUCGCCGUUAUGUCUUUUGUGGCUUGUUCGGUGAUCCGCAUCUCAGAACUUUCCGGGAUCACUUUCAAACUUGUAAAGUGGAAGGAGCCUGGCCCCUGAUUGAUAACGACUACUUGUCAGUGCAAGUAACCAACGUCCCUGUUGUACAGGGUUCUAGCGCCACAGCUACUAACAAGAUAACCAUCAUAUUCAAAACUUACCAUGACUGUACAGAUCAGAAGGUUUAUCAAGCAAUGACAGAUGAUCUGCCUGCAGCAUUCAUUGAUGGUACAACAGUGGGAAAUGGCUGGAUAAAGACUUUGUGGAUAGUGGAGAAAGUGAGUGGUAAACAUGUGGAAGUGCAUGCAAAAUACAUUGGAAUGACUGUGAUAGUGCGCCAAGUGGGACCAUAUUUAACCUUUGCAUUGCGGAUGCCUGAAAUAUUAGCCCUGUCUGAGAAUGACAACCAGGGACUGCAGCUUUGUGCCCGUGGCUGCCCAACAAAUGAACGUAUAGAUGAAGGUGGACAUCUCCCUCUUCCAACCAAUAGUCCAAAUCAUCUGCACCAUCCUAAGGCUCCACCAAAGGGUGCUUAUACAUUAGAGACUGCGACAGCCAAAUGCCAUGAGAAAAUCCAAGUUAAGGAUGUCUAUUUUCAUUCUUGUGUAUUUGACCUUCUAACGACUGGGGAUGUAAACUUUACAGCAGCAGCUUACAGUGCCCUCCAAGACCUGGAGACGUUGCACCCAAAGAAAGACAGGUGGCAUAUUUUCCCCAGAAGUAGCAAUGUUGCCCAGAACAUCAAUGUCUUAUUUAACAUUUAUGUUGGACUGUUUUCUUUUGUUAUAAUUGUGUUUUUGUAAGGUUUUGUUUAUAAAAAUUAAAUAUAUAUUGUUAUAAUAUAUUCAGAAGUAUAUAUGUAUAUACAGUAUAUGAUUGGAUGGUAAUCCUGAGUAAACAAGAUUGUACAUAUUGUGUAAUUUUGUUUUGUAAGUUCACACAAAGUUGGUUGUAGUAUUAUGUACUUUUGGUGAAAGUUUUGUUUUGUGCAAGUUGUGUUAGCCCUGUAGUAGGGUGUGUUGUUACAAAGGGCACUUUAUGUUUCUACUAACUGACACUUAAAAUGAUGACCGAUAAAUGUGUUGAAAUUUAUUUUGCUGUCUUAUCAAAUUGAAGUUUGAUAUACAGCCUCAGAAGGAUUCCCAGUUGUGCUUCCUGGCUAGAAAUAGAUAACUUUGUGUAAGUGUAAUUGCUUAAAUAUGUAAAUAGUUAACUUAUUUAUAAUAAUGUCCUACUAGAAGAACCUAGAGCAGUUUCUGUGCUAUUUGUGUUCACUCUGCUGUGAUAGUGGUGCCACCUAGUAGAUUGCACUUGAGUUACUUCAGUGUUCAGGUGACAAGUGAUUUAAAAACAGCAUUAAAUGCCUGUUGUAUUACAUGAUGUAUGUUAAGAAAUCCCUUCCCUCUGUCCCACCACAAAAGGAAAAGUUAGAAGUUUGGCACUUGACAUAGAACCCAAAGCAGUAAAUGUGUUUUCUUGGGUAUUUCCACAAAUGUCUUUUCAAUGCUUUUGCUACUCAACAGUAGUGGAGAUAUCUGACUCUUAAAUAUAAUAAUCUCUUUUGACUUUUAAAAUUUCACUGGUUGAUAGGUCCAGUAAAAUUGCUCUCAGGUUUUAGCUAAUCUCCAUUUUAAUGGGGGCAGCACGGUGGCACAGUGGUUAGCACUGCUGCCUCACAGCGCCAGAGACCCGGGUUCAAUUCCCACCUCA
Messenger RNA from Chiloscyllium plagiosum (whitespotted bambooshark), 2218 nucleotides. Lineage: Eukaryota; Metazoa; Chordata; Chondrichthyes; Orectolobiformes; Hemiscylliidae. The record is from RefSeq and is a predicted model, not a curated record.